CAUGCCUCCACGCUCAUACUGCCUCUCCUUUGAUCCCCCUAUCAUUUAAUGACAUUGCGGAACAGCCUGAAAGCAUUGAACGUCACCCAAUGCCCUCAAGGACCAUCUCUGUGGCCAGCGGUGUGUUCUUGAACACUGUUAAUGUUUCGACGAAGCCGACCGGACCCUGUUGGCCCUCAGCACAUCUGAGGAAUGAGAAACUCAAAGCCGAUAAUAAGUCGCUGAUUACAACAAAUGACUCUCUUAAGUGUGAGAUGUACGAUGUUAAGGAGAGGCUGCGGCAGAUCGAGGAGAGGCAGCGGGAGACGGACGACGCCGUCCUUCGAUGGGAAAUAGCUACAAAAGUGGCGGAAGCUUUUGGUUACCUGCUUUUAGAUGAAGGCAGUGCCGUCUCCAAAACCUCAAAAGCAGAAAUGGCUAGGUACAACAUUGAUAAUAUGACAGAGCUUCGCUCCCUGAGCCAACAACAUCGCAUACGCCCCAAUACGCGCACUCCUCAAACUACUGCUGCUUCAAAAAUAUACAAUUCUAUCCCGCUUUGCUACCGCCAAAUCCUUGAUUACAUUGUGCGCGAAAAGGCUCCCGUGUACUCAGUUAGGGCGGCUAUAAGUCACCCACAGGUGAAAAAGUCAGACAUCUCGGUCUUUCUAGCUCCCUGUUUCCAGCAACAAAUGAAUCCUGCCACGGAGUUAUUGCAAUCAGUUCAAGACAUGGAGGUCGUAGAUUCGGUGUCUGGGGAGUUGGUUCCUAUGUUUGUGGAGGGCUGAAUACAAAGUUGCCCCUGUAUACAUGGUGACUAUCCAGUUGACUUUUUGUAAUCCUUAGUUCUCUCCUACCUACAUUGUAUACCAACAUAAUACUAGACGACAGCUACCAUACCUUCUACCAAUCAAAUCAAAGCGGUGAGAUUUCA
Laccaria bicolor S238N-H82 is the source of this 913-nucleotide messenger RNA. RefSeq lists its product as uncharacterized. Bases 90 to 767 code for a protein of 225 amino acids. NCBI's taxonomy places the organism in Eukaryota, Fungi, Basidiomycota, Agaricomycetes, Agaricales, Hydnangiaceae. The record is from RefSeq and is a predicted model, not a curated record. The transcript has 4 exons.